CCACAACUCAUCCAUCCAUCUACCCAUCCACCUACAUAGUAACAAACCGUCUAUCAUUCUAUCUACAGAAUCAAACACCCACCCCAACAAUACUACUUAGUACUAUCUAUUAUGACCCAACCCCCUCCAACCCGACAAAUCUACACCACCAGCGACCGCAAAACAGAUUUCCUCCAACACAUCAUCACCCAAGAUGCGCCCGCUACAAUACUACUCAUAUGCACAACAAAAGAAAAAUUCCUAGAGCAAUUAUUACUCGCCUCAGGACCAGGAACUGAAGAACAUCAUCAACAUAAUCACAUACUUACCAAGAACACCAUUGGGGUGCUGUCCAAAUCAAGCAGCAUUAAGUUAGUGUACUGCCCUACGCUGGAACAUCUUCGAGCGUACUUGUCUGUGAUACGAUCGCCGGAAGAUGGUGUAGGAUUGCAACGAGAGUUGUUGACUACGACUACUACUUCUACUACUACAGAGGAGAGGGAAGGGCAGACGAAACAACAACCACCAGCACCAGCACCUCUUCUGGCUAUUCUGAACCCGUUGGCUUUACAUGUUCCUACUUCGGAGUUCUCUGCUCAGGGAUUGUCGAGGAUGUUUGCGGCGGUGGUGGAGGUGGCGGAUCGAGGGGGGUGGGAUCUUGUGCUGUGUGAAUGUAAAGAUGUUGGUGAUUCCACGGGGAGUGGGAGUGGGAUGGGGGAGGUGUCAUGGCAUACGCAGGUGCCGCUGUUGAACAGCUCUGUGCGGGUUGGAGAGGAAAGUACUUCGUAUCGAGGGGGUGGAGUACCAGUUAAAAGGGUCGUGCAGCGGUGGUUUGAGUUUAAUGAUAAUGAGGCUCCGAUUACAGACACUACAGUUAUAGACGUCUGACGACUUGAAUGACAGUAAUAGAGCAAGAUAUGUGCUAUAAGACAAUGUAAACCCCCAUAAUCAACCGGGUAUCCUUGAACCAGCCCUAAACUCCCGAUUUGACACCGUAAUGAUUUCCCAAAU
Aspergillus vadensis CBS 113365 is the source of this 990-nucleotide messenger RNA. RefSeq lists its product as uncharacterized. The record is from RefSeq and is a predicted model, not a curated record. Bases 112 to 867 code for a protein of 251 amino acids. NCBI's taxonomy places the organism in Eukaryota, Fungi, Ascomycota, Eurotiomycetes, Eurotiales, Aspergillaceae. The transcript has a single exon.